Molecule: messenger RNA, 678 nt
Organism: Alternaria novae-zelandiae
Lineage: Eukaryota; Fungi; Ascomycota; Dothideomycetes; Pleosporales; Pleosporaceae
Exons: 3
Coding region: 1-678 (225 amino acids)
Source: RefSeq, a predicted model, not a curated record
AUGAGCCUCGCGACCACCUUCGCGCACCCCUCGCCUUCCGCCGACCCCCUUCGUAUCCUCCCACCGAACUGGUCGUUCACCAUCUCCUCCAUCCGCGGCCCAGGCUGUCCAGACUCCGGCAAAAACGGCACAGUCUCGCGCACCACGCGCCCAACCUUUGGCUCCAACACUGUCGAUGGCAGCGAGAUCUACUACUGGUACAUCGCCUACCCAUGGAUGCGUGUCGAUCUCGAGGCCGGCCCCCGCCAUACAUGGUGUGAGACGACGCUGGCAUACAAGGAGUACAAGGAUUUCGAUAAGGCUGCUGAGGCAGAAGACUAUAAGCUGAGGCUGCACAAGAACGGUACAAAGGGCAUCAUGACGUACCAGCUUGACGAGGGAGUGCAAGUCUACUGGGACUUUGCUUACUAUGUCGCCGAUACCAUUGACCUGAUUGGUCCUGCUUCAUCUGGCCCGUAUGCUCAAGAACACUACUCCAACAUCAGUUACCCACCUGAGCUUAUUCCUCAGCCUAAUUGCGGAAGUGGUACGUUCACUUUCCGCACGGAGAUGUGGGUACAAGGCAAGGAAGGUCAGAAGGGUGUUGUAGACAGUGAGCAUUCCUACAGUGAGGCGCUUGGUGACCAGUACUAUGGCGCGCAGCAGGGGUUCAGUUAUGAUUGGGAGAAGUGCACAUAA